AUGCAACACGCUAUUCUUGCCAUCAGCGCUUCUCACUUACUGUAUAAGAGGCCAGACAUGGCUGAGAUAUGCGCAUCUCAUUACGCCAUUGUGCUUCGAGCAAUGAAACAUGCUGUGACACGGUGGAAGGCUCUUGAUGCACGCGAUCAAAUUGCGCUGCUGGCUACAGCCCUAGCCCUCUGCUGGUUCGAGACCAUCGAUGUCAACACCAGCGGUGCAUUAUAUCACCAUCUAGAAGCAAGCAAGUUCAUGUUUCAAGCGGUCAAACAAAACCUCAUAGAUCAUGAUCCGAGCUUGUUUGGCUUCUUGGCAGAGCAAUACGCAUACCUCGCCAUUGUCUCCAACAUAGCAUUGCGCUCUGCUCGUUUCGAUCCUGAGAUGAAUCAAACCUUAUCGCUACCGUCGCUAGGACUUCUGAAUCAAGGGUCCAAUUUCUACGGAUGCCUUUUUGGCUGCUCUCACGUUGUGUAUGAAACAAUUCCUAUGAUAUGCGACCUGGCUAAGUUACGGAUCAAAGAGGGGAUCGCGCCUUCACAGACAUCAUACCAGCGAUAUGAAUACAUCCUUGGAGAACUAAAAACCUGGCGACCAACACAUAGCCAUUUCUCCAAGGACUUUGAAUAUGCAGGCCAGUUAUAUCGAGAAGCCUGUCUUGUCUUUCUCGAGUCCUCCUUCCAAGGGCCUCAUACACCCAGCUUGGAACUUUAUGCGGCAGUUGAACCUAGCCUGGCUUGCUUCUUGGAGGUCUUUGCCAAGAUGUCAUAUGAGUCCCCGUCCUGGACGACCGUCAUGUGGCCGAUAUUGACAGCUGGGUCGCACAUGAGGUGCCUGAAACAGCGAGAUCAACUUUCAGAUAUUAUACUGAACUCGACCUUUGAUAUGAGGGCUGUUGAUAACACGCUAUAUCCCCUCAAGCUCCUUUGGGAGAAGAUGGCUUUUGAUGAUGGCUAUUAUGGAUCUUAUGGGCUGGAAAAGGUCCUGCAAGAAUACGGGAUUACCAUGUGUGUAGGGUGA
Fusarium verticillioides 7600 is the source of this 1014-nucleotide messenger RNA. RefSeq lists its product as hypothetical. The record is from RefSeq and is a predicted model, not a curated record. Bases 1 to 1014 code for a protein of 337 amino acids. Gene Ontology annotation, biological process: positive regulation of transcription by RNA polymerase II. Gene Ontology annotation, cellular component: nucleus. The transcript is spliced from 2 exons. NCBI's taxonomy places the organism in Eukaryota, Fungi, Ascomycota, Sordariomycetes, Hypocreales, Nectriaceae. Gene Ontology annotation, molecular function: DNA-binding transcription factor activity; transcription cis-regulatory region binding.